AUGGAGAAUCUCGAGGAAUUACAACUAAAAGUGGAAGAGUUACUUUAUAAAAACGAUGUGGAUGUGUUAUUGCAAGCGGCCGAGAAGUUAAAGUAUGAAAAGAUCGAAGAAUUGAAAGAAAAGUCGAGGGGUCAGAUAAUAAAUUUAGUACGGAGAUGGCUUCAAGAAAUUGUCGAAGGAAUUGAAAGCCCGACGGCGAAAAAUCAACUUUUGAACGAUGUUGUUUUAACGCUUGGUGGCUCUCCUGAAUUAUCGCCAGUAAAUGAGAAAGGAGAAUUGUCAAAGUUGCAACAGGAAUAUGAACAGUUAAAAAGCCAACAAGAGAAACAAUUGUUAGAAAUGCAAGCGAAGAUAGAUAAAUUGGAAAUCGGAGUUAAUGAUAAAUCUGCCAAAGUCAAAGUAAACAGUAGUGAAAACGCAUCAGUGAUUGAAGUGCCUUCAAGUACCCGGGCGUUGUUGAGAAGAGACUUUAAGAUAUCGGGGCAGAUUGGAGAACCAGGACAAGCAGAAAAACUGACAUAUAUCUCUCUCAAUCACCAGAUUGAAUCAGGGCUCAAACGAAAAUACACUGAGGAUGAAAUUGUCGAUGCAGUAAUCCGAGCUAUUUCACCACACACAAGCCUCCGUAGUUACAUUGAGACAAUGCCAGAACUUGGUCUUCCCCAACUACGAAAGAUCUUAAGGAUCCAUUAUUGCGAGAAGACAGCUUCAGAAUUGUACCAGCAACUAACUACAAUGUGCCAGAAACCCAAAGAAAGUGUGCAACAGUUCUUGUUAAGAAUUAUGGAUGCAAGAAAUAAAGUUGUUUUUGCUAGUAAGGAAGCAGACACUGAUUUCAACUAUGGUAGCCAGUUAAUCCAGAAUACUUUUCUGAAAGCUUUAGAAACUGGAAUUCGUGAUGAGUAUCUGACAACUA
Paramuricea clavata is the source of this 916-nucleotide messenger RNA. Lineage: Eukaryota; Metazoa; Cnidaria; Anthozoa; Malacalcyonacea; Plexauridae. The record is from the annotation of a GenBank genome assembly.